This is a messenger RNA of Rhodamnia argentea, 971 nucleotides long. RefSeq lists its product as uncharacterized. Lineage: Eukaryota; Viridiplantae; Streptophyta; Magnoliopsida; Myrtales; Myrtaceae. The coding region runs from base 211 to 720 and encodes 169 amino acids. Gene Ontology annotation, cellular component: chloroplast thylakoid membrane; chloroplast inner membrane. The record is from RefSeq and is a predicted model, not a curated record. The transcript has 5 exons.
AUCUCACCGCUCUUCGUCUCUUCGACGGUGUCGCUCCCAAGUGAAUUGGCAUCGGUACAAUCGAACACCAGAACGAAUCAUCCCCUUUUAUCUCCUCCUUCCGUUCUCAUUUCUCUCUCGAAUCGAAACGUCGCAGCUCUCGCACUUCGCCCCUCCCGAUCGUCACUCUCUCUCCCUCCCGCUUCACGCCGGACGCCCACGCCCACAAAGAUGAGCGCAGUCUCUAGCUCUCUGGCUUCAGUGAGAAAUCCCCGAGCACAGCUCUCGUCAAGUUGUCUGCUCAAGCCAUCAGUCCAGUGCCUGGGGAGUGUACGCCGUACUAACUUGUUGUUCACUACAAAUCAAACUGGAAUGCUGCAGCUCCGCUCCUCAAGGCAACUCGCUGUUAGUGCUGAGUAUAGAGAUGGUGGAAGGCCGAGCAAUGCAAGCGCCUUUGUUGGUGGCUUUGUCUUGGGAGGAAUUAUAGUCGGUGCCCUUGGUUGUGUAUAUGCUCCUCAGAUCAGCAAGGCACUUGCUGGAACUGACAGGAAGGAUUUGAUGAGGAAAUUACCGAAAUUCAUCUAUGAUGAAGAGAAGGCUUUGGAGAAAACGAGGAAGGUGCUUGCCGAGAAGAUUGCACAGCUCAAUUCAGCCAUAGACGAUGUAUCUUCUCAGCUCCGAACUGAAGAAUCAUCAGAUGAGAUUGCUGCUGCCCCUGAUGAAAUUGAAGCUGUUGUUUGAUGGCCCAAAUCUUCCAGGCCUACGAUCAUGGUCACCCUCUGUUUUGGUAUAAUGGGCUCUCCCUUCUUGGUGGCCUCCAUAUAACUGAAUAAUGGUUCAUCUUGUAAUGUUCAUUUCUAAAGACCAAUGCACUCAGUUUCUUGGACAUGAUCAUCUCGAUCGAGGAAAUGCAUCAUGUGGCAUGGCUAUGCACAAUACCGCUUACCUUGGCAGACUUUGAGUACUAUAUCAUCACAGUUUUCCUUCUUGUG